UCGAGGUCUUACUACGUAGAAAACUCCAAUCACAGGCGCCUAGAGACGUGGUUUUAGGGGAAACCCGCACCCAGGGCAGUUUCAGAAAGCUCUGACAAGUUCCUCAAGUCCCCCGCGUUGAUAGAAUCGUGUGAAGUAACGAAAGAACCAUUGGCCAUUGGACGUCGUAUGCACCUCCCAGGAUUACGCAUGUGUUAUGCUACUCUACCGUUCUACAGAACCUCAAAUUGAUGAAAGUCAUCUAUAAGUAAUCAAUAGGCGAUCACCCAGGUUAGAUAUUAGUGGACAAAGAGGGGAGCAAGGCAGGAGGGGUUCAUCCUAUAAUUUCUCCCUCUUUAUUCCAUCUACUUUGAAAAAUCCACGGCUUACAGUCGAGAACUACUCUAAAAGUCAACGAUAUGGAAACUCCAAUGAUACCGGCUCCGAAGGACGAAGGUGAAAGGGAGGUCCUCGAAAAGCUAAUUGCCAUUCGCGAUCAGUUGCAAUUACGCAAACUCGACCGCACGACCUACGUUCGGACCCAAGAUGUCAUGAUUUUAUAUGACCAGACCAUUGAGCAGGUCAGAAUCCUGAACGAAGUUAGACAUGGGAAGUCGGCCGAAGAGAAUAGAGUGGACAGAGUAGUAGACAGCUGUUUCCAAUUACUAUCACUCUUUUUCAUGACUAUCGGCCGAAACAAUGAAGCCCCUGCCGCCUAUGCCCUGACCUCGACUAUCAAGCGACUCCUAGACCAUCUAGGUGAAUCCAACUUAUUCUCUGCUCGGGAUCUCGAGAGCAUGUCUCAGACGCUUGUGCAUCUAUCGGAAAUAGCACACAACUCCGCCAGCACGAAGCCUUCGCCUUUACUUGAGACCUUGAUUGUGCAACGGAUAGAGCGAUGUCGCGCAUUGUUAGCAAGCCUACAGAAAAAGAUCGAGGAUAUUGCAGAGCCAUUACGGCCGACCGCGGAUAGACUCGUCUCUAUAAUGAGACAGAUGGCUAUAAUCAAUACCAAAUCAAAGUUCACACCAUCGGAAAUAUAUAAGCGAGAGGCGGAGCUGAAAGAGAUUGGCGAGACACGAAAGGACGGGCAAUUCCUCGACGCUGAUGGUAAUGUUUUAAAAGGUAGCGAACGCGUCUCGCUGUUGGUUGAUCGAUGUUUAGAGUAUACGAAAAUUGUCCUCGAAAGAAAUGGUCAAUUUCCUGACAAGUGGAAGCCAGUUUACGAUGUACUCGUUGGCAUUAGAAAUGACCUUGAUAAGCUGUCGUUGACUCAAGCGUGGUCACUACGAGAAACGGACUUGUACGACUACCAACGACAACUCGACAGGAUCGACGAGAGCAGAGUAAAUGGAAAUUGGGUGGACGACCAAGGGCAACCAGCCGAACUUUAUGUCCAACGGACCCUUCUUUACUUAAUUCGAAAGUGCUACGGUUAUAUCUAUCAUCUUAUGAUAUCGUCAGAGCCGGUUUCUGAGGCUCUAUUGCCGAUUUACAACCAACUACAGACGUUAAAACGUUGUCUCGUCGAGGUAAAGAACAGCGGUGGUGUAACAUCGGUGAGGGAGCUUUACCCUUAUAGCAUGAAGCUAAAUUCGAUCGACAAUAUGAAAAUUGAUGGCAAAUUCAUGGUCGGGGAAGAUAUUCCCGAAGGUCAAGGCAGUGUAGCUGAAUUGCUGGCCGAAUGCUUCGACCUGAACUACGAGCUCAGAGUGGCAGCGGAGGCAGCGACAGAAACUCCUCCAUCAGAGCAGGAGUCAUGAGGUGUUUAACAUAUUAAGAGUUUGCGACGCAAUUAUAGAGUGGUGGUUCAUGUCAUCUGGCUCGGCUGAUUGGCGUAUGGGAAAUGUAUUCUUUAGUCUUGUUUUGUAAUUAUUAACUUCUGGAGACGAGGCCAAUGCCGCACCUUUUACUACAAGCAAGACACGUGCAAGUAACGGGUAUAGGUUUACAGUGAAUGUAGUCAUCGACAUUCUAAAUAUCGACAUGAACUGAAUACAUUAUGGAGGACUUCGGUGUUUAGAAUACGUCUAGCCUAAACAUUCAGAAUCUGAAAAUCAGGGAAACCUGAACGCAUACUUGGCCUAGAAAGUGGUUUAGUAUCGUUAAAGGAGUUAGAUAGAUGUAUGGCAUAUGAGCUUACCGCUAAUAUUAGAGCCUAGAGUUGACC
Messenger RNA from Daldinia loculata, 2149 nucleotides. RefSeq lists its product as uncharacterized. Bases 399 to 1742 code for a protein of 447 amino acids. Gene Ontology annotation, cellular component: nucleus; cytoplasm. NCBI's taxonomy places the organism in Eukaryota, Fungi, Ascomycota, Sordariomycetes, Xylariales, Hypoxylaceae. The record is from RefSeq and is a predicted model, not a curated record. The transcript is spliced from 5 exons.